CCUACGACAGGUAUCCACAAAGAUCAAGGCCUCCCCAACACCACCACUCGCACCCACUGCCGGCGCCGCCGCUGAGAGAAUCCCCGUAUGGCAAAUGUUCAGCAAGCUAAAGAAUUCGACUGUGCCGACGAUGCUGUAUGUCGCGCCCGAUAAGAAGAGAGGCGCGGUGCUGUGCUAUGUCGCUGCGUUAUUACAGUUGGCGUUUUGGGGUAAUAUCGCGACUUGGGUUUGGUUUGAUUAUGCUGAGCUUGAUCCGUACGCUCUCUCUCCCUCUCCUUACCCUUCCUCUAACAUUUAUGGAUCACAGGGAGACAAAUAAGUACGAGUUGUCAUCGUUUGAGAAACGUGCCGCGUAUGCAACAGGUCUCGGCGCAGUCGGCCUCCUCGUCGCCUCCGCCUUCCUCUACUUCCCCUCUCGCCGCAUCCUCACCCUGACAGUUACCCCUAACGCCCGUCAAGUCCAGCUCCAGACUCCUCGCAUGCUGCCGUUCCUCACUCCUCGCGUCCGUACGUACAAUAUCCAGGAUCUAUAUCUGCAAGAACCGCUUUGGACGGGAGUGGGGAGGAAUGAGUGUGAAGUGAAGGGGACUGCGGGCAUGGGGUUUGCGGUAUUGUGGGUUAGCAGGAGGGUUGGGGCUAGGUUCCAGGGAUUUCUGUUGGAUCGGGAGGGAUCGUUCUGGGAAGCUGACGGGGGUGCAAAACUUGUCGACAAACUCUUCAUCGCGAACAAAUAGAGUUAUCAAUGGAAACCUAGUCACCUAUCACCAUCCCACUCAUUUCGAUUCCUCCUUGUUUUCCCCCUGCUGUCUCUCUCGUACCAUACUCCUAAACCCCUCCAAA
This is a messenger RNA of Saitoella complicata NRRL Y-17804, 840 nucleotides long. RefSeq lists its product as uncharacterized. Lineage: Eukaryota; Fungi; Ascomycota; Saitoellomycetes; Saitoellales; Saitoellaceae. Bases 138 to 734 code for a protein of 198 amino acids. The transcript has a single exon. The record is from RefSeq and is a predicted model, not a curated record.